This is a messenger RNA of Coniophora puteana RWD-64-598 SS2, 2535 nucleotides long. RefSeq lists its product as uncharacterized. Gene Ontology annotation, biological process: central nervous system development; regulation of DNA-templated transcription; neuron differentiation. Gene Ontology annotation, molecular function: DNA binding; DNA-binding transcription factor activity, RNA polymerase II-specific. Lineage: Eukaryota; Fungi; Basidiomycota; Agaricomycetes; Boletales; Coniophoraceae. Bases 54 to 1766 code for a protein of 570 amino acids. The record is from RefSeq and is a predicted model, not a curated record. The transcript has 4 exons.
AACCUAGUCACCAGUCACUCUUCAAGCUUCAAGCGUCAGACGCCUCAACUGACAUGGGUACCCGUACAGAGGUUUCUCUCUCUGAGCGUCGGGACGCUCAGAGCGUCAUGAAGCGCGUGCUUCGCUCCGUUCACUCUAUCAUGGAUCUCACCGCAAACGUUGUCAAAGAGUCAUCUCAUGAAGUGCUGAAUCCACCUCCAAUGCCCAUCAAGCUUCCCGACCCUCCACCUCUAAGGCCUCAUUUAGUUCAAGCUGGAGCUCCAGAUCAGCUAGCCUCAAAGAUGGACCAUGCCUACUUCAAACGCGCUCUUGAGCUUCGCAGCCGUCUCCAAGUUAACCUGGAGACCGUUUGGAAGCUAUACAGUCGAACUUCUUCAUCCCAAGCAGCUGAGCAUAUUUUGUCAUAUUUUGCUCAAACCUACCUCAAGUGGCUUGCUUCAAUUCGCAAAGAAGGGCUAAGGGCUUACCAUAAAUACGCCGAAAGGAUAGCAGCUUUCAACUCUCGUUCGAUGCCAGGGCAGCGGGGAAAGGUACAUCCGUUUAACCACGAAUAUAUACCACUGCUUGAGCAUUACUUCGAACGAAAUCCCUUUCCAUCCUCCGCUGACAGAGCCAUGCUAGCUAAGAAAUCAGGGAUGACGCACCGUCAAAUUACUGUAUGGUUUCAAAACCACCGGAACCGUGCCAAGAAGGAAGGGAGACUCAUCGAGCGCAAAUCUGGUGACGUGCCCGCUGUGCCUUUGGAUACACUGGUAGCUCGUAUGCCGCAUCUCAUAAAACCUGAUCAUCUACGCCCGCAAUCACCUAAUUCCGGCACUGCUGAUGGAGAAAAACUUAUUCAGGAUCUCUACUAUUCUACUGUCACGGGCGGCCCUCAUGUUUUUGAUGUCCCUGCUCCAUCCCACGCAUUUCCUUCAAGCUAUCCACCACAGUGCUCAUAUAACCCCUUUCCUAGCAAAGAUGGGUCUGCCUUGUUCACUUCACCACAGUGGUUUCGUCAUACUUCCCAGGUCUUGAGUAAUCGCAAUUCUCGCGUAGUAUCUAUCGAUGAGCUUACCGAGAGGUUCUUACAAAUGUCAGUCAUGGAUGUGUCGGGGGAACCACGCCGAAGAUCACAGCAGCCAGAUGGGUCUGCUGCAGUUGCCGCAAUCACUGUCAUUCCUCCUCGUGCGCCACAUCCUGCACUGAUAUGCAACUCGACGCGUUCCACACACCGUCAGCGUUUCCUUUCACUACCAACCGUACCGGCACCUGCUCAAGGUCAGCGCGUAUUUGAGACUCCGAGCCCUCAGUCGCGGCCAGUCACACUCGUACCUCAAGGCGAGUGCCCUGGUUCUCCAAGUGUGUUGCGUAGAAAAAUAGCUCCGCCGCCAAAGCGUACCCCUAGAAACGCUUCCCUUUCUCGCACUACUACACCUGUUGGUUCUCCAUAUCCACGUCGAUCUCGGACCCCCUCGUGCAGUUCUGGGUCCUCCCGACUUGUUUCUGAAGGAAGUUUUGGUUCCGAGAUCUCGAACGAAGAUAUACCCCUUCCGACGACGCCGACCCAUCCCGCCCACACUUUUUCACCGUUGCUUCCACAGCUUGAGAUGCCACUUCAUAUGGAUAAUUUCUUUGACAUCCCCUCGCUUCUCGACGGCUCCUCCGUCAACACCGAGCUGCAGAAGGAGUUCGAUGCGAUACUUGCGAAAGCUAAUUUUAACCACGAUUCAUUCUUUGAUUUCCCAUUCGGCAUGCCCGAGCCCCUUCUCACUGGUCCGAUCUAACGACUGGGUUACGUCAAGUCGUUUGCAAAAUAUAGGCUUGGCCCACGAGCCUUCCAUAGGGCUCUGCUAUUGCAUGUCGCCUAUCCAAGUAUAUGCACGCGCCGAACCGGUUUGUUUGGCGUUUGCUCCUUCUCAAUGACGCUGGUUUACGCAUGCUCGGCUCGAGGUCAACAUGCCUGUUCAGCGCGGUUCUGUGUCGCGACACGGCUUGACCCAGCGCACCCGUUUGGCACUGACUUGUUCGCCUCUGCACAGUCGAGGCUGGCACAUGCGUCCAUUCGGCUGUAGUCGUCAUGUCCCUUUGGGCUCCGACAUCUCCGUAGAUUCAUUGCCUCAGGCUUAGGGUGUACCACUUAUCGGCACUUCGUGGGGCAAUUGUCUCCUGCUUAGAUCGCGCGUCUCAAGAAUACAGCAACCUGCUGUGAAUCUUGUUUGCCCUCUCUAGAUGUUCCCCAUCCACCGCCCUCGGUCUUUAUUUGACCAAUGCGCUUGGCUCUCCGUUUAUCAUCUACUCCUUGUGCUCAUCGCUGCUGUCUUAUUGUUUUAUUAUCUGUCGACGUGGGCUUUUUAUGUUGUCUUUAUUCUUGUGGACUAACUGUACUUCCUCACUAAUUCGUUUCUUCUCCGUGUUGUUUCUGCACCCUUUUGCAUAUUAUACCCUGUUACCCUCAUUGCAUUGACUGUAUCUCUAGCAUCGCAUCCGCAUCCGCCCUCACGUUCGUAUUUAUGUUAACACCAGCAUCUGCAUCUACAUUCACAUCCACAUUCG